AUGGCCAUUCGUUCGAUGAAGUUCACUCCUGAGGUCCUGCUCGGUGCGCCUAGAAGGUCCUCUGCCGUCCCCAACGCGGCUGGCACCCUAGCAGUCUACACGCAGACAUCCUACUCCUUUGAAUCUCAUUCCAAGACCAAUGAAAUACGUGUUAUAGAUAUCGAAUCUGGCAGGUCUGCCCUCAUCACCAAUGAUCCUGGCGCCAGCAACCCGCGGUGGGUAGACCAUAGCGACCAACUGGUCUGGCUGAAGACCAAAGGCAAUGGCAAUACAAGCUUCAUUGUAGGCGAUGCCCGCCAGGCUGAUAAUACAUACACCGCGGGUACCCUUCCAGGCCCCGUCUCGGACCUAAAGGUGGUCGUUCUCGAGCCGGGAAAGGUUGGCUUUGCUGUGACGGGCAAGGCCAACACCGAUGGUUCGCUAUUUAACCCCCACGAUGCGAAAAAGCCAUAUACAACCGGCAAGCUUUACACAUCUCUCUUUGUUCGACACUGGGAUUCAUAUGUUGAGCCCCAGAAGAAUGCGAUCUUUUAUGGCUUGCUGGAACAGGCGCCUCUGUCACCGGCUCGCAGAAGGUCUGGGAAAUACUCCGUCUCGGGACUUACCAACUUGAUCGCGGUCACAGGGCUGACAGGUGUUGAGUCGCCAAUCCCACCUUUUGGUGGUACUGGGGAUUUUGAUAUAAGCCCAUCAGCGAUUGUGUUUAUUGCGAAAGAUCCCAACCUGAAUCCCGCGACUCAUACUUCAUGCUCGUGUUACUAUGCUCCUAUGGUCUCAUGGACUAGCAUGAGUGAGCCAGAUACAAAGAUUUGCAAGGUCGCCGGCCUUCAAGGCGCGAUGUCAUCUCCGGUUCUUAACUCAGACGGCAGCUCUAUUGCACUUCUGGCAAUGCGCGAAGAUGGGUAUGAGUCGGAUAAGAACCGGAUUCUGUAUGUUCCUAACCCGUGGAGCGGAGAAAUGAUUGAAAUUUUCCAGUCAGAUGACGGCGAGGGACUCUGGGAUCUCAGCCCCUCGGUCGUGUCCUUUGCUCAUGAUGACAACUCACUGUUCCUCCACGUCGAGGAGGCUGGCCGCGGAGUUCUCUACCAGCUUCCGUUGCAUAAUGCACAGAAGAUCAAGCCUGACUCUCUAAAGAGACUGACUGGCUCGGGAUAUGUGAAUGACGCCGUUCCCGCGGGUGCCAAUUCCUCCAAGCUGUUUGUGUCUAGCAGCAGCUUGGUCGAUAACAGCCUGUGGACCAUCAUUGAUCCAGCUCACCCCGAUGACAUCCAAAUGGUGUCCUCGAAUGGGAGGAAUGGUAGUGCAUUUGGCUUAUCUUCAUCCCAAGUCGAUGAAAUCUGGUUCAAGGGAGCUGAAAAUCAUCCUGUCCACGCGUGGGUCGUGAAACCGUCCGACUUCAAGCCUGGAGAGAAAUACCCACUUGCUUAUCUCAUUCAUGGUGGACCCCAGGGUGCAUGGAAUGAUCAAUGGAGUACGCGCUGGAACCCUGCUGUUUUUGCCGAGCAGGGUUAUGUCGUAAUUACUCCGAAUCCAACAGGCAGUACAGGCUAUGGCCAACCCUUUACUGACGGUAUCAAAGGCCAAUGGGGCGGUCGGCCCUACGAAGACCUGGUCAGGGGAUUCGACUAUAUCGAGCAACAUUUAAGUUAUGUUGACACCACGCGCGCGGUGGCGCUGGGCGCUUCAUACGGCGGUUACAUGAUGAACUGGAUACAAGGCAAUUUGCUGGGGCGCAAAUUCAAGGCGCUGGUCACUCAUGACGGUGUGUUUAGCAUGACGUCCCAGCUAGCUAGUGAAGAGCAAUACUUCCCUCUGCACGAUCUGAAAGGCCCGAUCUGGAAAGUCCCCGAAAACUGGGCAAAAUGGGACCCGUCGCGCUUCACCGAACACUGGAAAACGCCUCAUUUGAUCAUCCACAACGAGCUGGAUUACCGUCUGACCAUUGCCGAGGGUCUAGCUGCGUUUAAUGUGCUUCAGAUGCGUGGCAUUGACAGUGCUUUCCUGACGUUCCCUGAUGAAAAUCAUUGGGUUCUGAAUCCCGAGAACUCAUUGAUGUGGCACCGCACCGUGCUCAACUGGAUCAACAAAAACGUAGGCCUACCGGCCGUGUCGGAGGAACCCGACCUGACACGCAGCAUCGGCAAUAUGUCGCUGUGA
Messenger RNA from Penicillium paradoxum, 2157 nucleotides. RefSeq names its product oligopeptidase family protein. Gene Ontology annotation, biological process: proteolysis. NCBI's taxonomy places the organism in Eukaryota, Fungi, Ascomycota, Eurotiomycetes, Eurotiales, Aspergillaceae. The transcript has 2 exons. Gene Ontology annotation, molecular function: serine-type endopeptidase activity. Bases 1 to 2157 code for a protein of 718 amino acids. The record is from RefSeq and is a predicted model, not a curated record.